UAUGUCAUAAGUGAGCUCUCCUCCUCCUCCUCGAACUGAUCAGGGCCUCUCCUCAUCUGACUCUUGUGCUGGGGGGGAAUCUGCAACCUUGUGUGUACUUUGCUGGAGGAUGUCUGUCUGUAGAUUUCUUCCUGCUCUCAGAAGAGGCCUGAGCCUGCACAGCACAUGGGAUAGGACUGUCAGCACUGCCUGGAUUGCACACACCAAGGGUUGCGGCUGUUCCUUUUCUACAUCCAGCUCCCACAAUGCUAAAUUCUACAGUGAUCCCGUAGAAGCUGUGAAGGACAUACCCAAUGGAUCAACGCUGCUGGUCGGUGGUUUUGGUCUUUGUGGAAUUCCAGAGAACCUCAUAGCUGGGCUUCUGAAGACUGGUGUUAAAGGAAUCACAGCUGUGAGCAAUAAUGCCGGGGUUGAUGACUUUGGCUUGGGUCUGCUGCUCAAGACCCAACAGAUCAAGAGAAUGGUGUCAUCCUAUGUGGGUGAGAAUGCAGAGUUUGAGAGACAGUAUCUACAAGGAGAACUAGAAGUGGAGCUGGUACCACAGGGAACCCUUGCAGAGCGAGUCAGAGCCGGCGGUGCAGGUAUUCCAGCUUUUUUUACACCCACGGGUUAUGGCACAUUAAUUCAAGAAGGGGGAGCGCCCAUAAAGUAUAAUAAGGACGGAACUGUUGCUCUUGCCAGCAAGCCUAAAGAGGUCAAGGAGUUCAAUGGCCGUCACUUUGUUAUGGAGACCGCAAUCACUGGAGACUUUGCACUAGUAAAGGCUUGGAAGGCAGAUCGUGCUGGUAAUAUUGUGUUCAGGAAAACUGCCAGAAACUUCAACCAGCCGAUGUGUAAAGCAGCCCAAGUCACAGUGGUGGAGGUUGAGGAAAUUGUCGAAACCGGAACCUUUGCACCAGAAGAUAUCCACAUUCCCAGUAUUUAUGUUGAUAGGAUUAUUAAAGGCGAGGGCUAUCAAAAGAGAAUAGAGAGACUAACACUAAGGAAAUCUGAAAACUCAAAACCUAAACCCAAAAAGGAUUCUGAUAUUGUAAGAGAGAAAAUAAUCCGGCGUGCCGCUCUGGAGUUCCAGGAUGGAAUGUAUGCAAACCUGGGAAUUGGUAUUCCAAUGUUGGCCAGCAACUUUAUCAAGAAAGAUAUCGCAGUUCACCUUCAGAGUGAAAAUGGCGUUCUUGGCCUGGGGCCCUAUCCAACAGAACAAGAGGUGGAUCCAGAUCUGAUCAAUGCAGGUAAAGAAACGGUCACGAUUCUUCCAGGUGCAGCGUUCUUCUCCAGCGAUGACUCGUUUGCUAUGAUCAGAGGGGGCCAUGUGGAUUUGACAAUGCUGGGAGCAAUGCAGGUGUCGAAAUAUGGAGAUCUGGCCAACUGGAUGAUUCCUGGCAAAAUGGUGAAAGGGAUGGGUGGUGCCAUGGACCUGGUGUCAAGUGCUGGAACAAAAGUAGUUGUCACAAUGGAGCACUCAGCCAAAGGAGGAGCGCACAAAAUUUUGGGGCAAUGUAACUUGCCGCUUACUGGUAAACAGUGUGUGGAUCGUAUCAUUACAGAGAAGGCAGUCUUUGAUGUGGACAAGAAGAACGGGCUAACGUUGAUUGAGAUCGGUGAAGGUCUUACUGUAGACGACAUCAAGAAAUGCACAGGCAGCGACUUUAAUGUUUCACCAGACCUUAAACCUUUGCAGCAGAUCAGUGAUUAGGAUUCAUGGAGUCUUCCUGGUCAGUAACCAAAUGGAACAACAUUUGCUAAUGG
Molecule: messenger RNA, 1746 nt
Organism: Nanorana parkeri
Lineage: Eukaryota; Metazoa; Chordata; Amphibia; Anura; Dicroglossidae
Gene: OXCT1
Product: 3-oxoacid CoA-transferase 1
Exons: 17
Coding region: 110-1693 (527 amino acids)
Biological process (GO): ketone body catabolic process
Cellular component (GO): mitochondrion
Molecular function (GO): succinyl-CoA:3-oxo-acid CoA-transferase activity
Source: RefSeq, a predicted model, not a curated record